This is a messenger RNA of Thecamonas trahens ATCC 50062, 936 nucleotides long. RefSeq names its product short-chain dehydrogenase/reductase SDR. Bases 1 to 936 code for a protein of 311 amino acids. The record is from RefSeq and is a predicted model, not a curated record. NCBI's taxonomy places the organism in Eukaryota, Apusomonadida, Apusomonadidae. The transcript has a single exon.
AUGGUUGGCAGAGGCUCGUCAGUGUAUGCGAACGAUGUGCUGGGGGGCGAGGUGGUGCUGGUGACUGGCGGUGGGUCGGGCAUCGGUCUGGCUACGGCGUGGGCGGCGGUGGCUGGUGGGGCGGCUGGUGUGGCCAUCGCCGGGCGGAAGGGGCAUCGGCUGGAGGCUGCGGCUGAGGUGCUGGUGGAACGCGGCGAGGCCGAGGGAUAUGAUUGUCGGAUCUUGCCCGUGGUCAUGGACAUCCGUCACUUGGCAUCGGUGGAGUCGGGCAUUGCGACCGUCAUCGACGUCUUUGGUCGCAUCGAUGUGGUGGUCAACAACGCAGGCGGGCAGUACGUCUCGCCGGCUGAGGACAUCUCGCCCAAGGGCUGGCGUGCUGUUGUCGAUACCAACCUAACCGGGACAUGGAAUGUGCUCGUUGGCGUCUUUGCCGCCCUCGAUGCCGCUGCGCCCGACAAGGCCGCCCUUCGUGGCCUCCGCUGCGUCAAUGUGGUGGCGGACAUGUGGGCAGGCAUGCCGCACAUGGCUCACUCGGGCGCGGCACGUGCUGGCGUUGUCAACCUCACACACACACUCGCUGUCGAGUGGGCCCGAUACGGGAUCCGCAUCAACGCCGUCGCGCCCGGCAUCAUCGUCUCGUCUGGCCUCGACUCGUACCCGGCGCCCGUCCGGGCCGCGCUCCCGUCCAUCGCCGCCGCCUGCCCCACCGGCCGCGGCGGGACCGAGUCAGAAGUUGCUGCAGCCAUCAUUUUCCUUGCCUCUUCCGGUGCAUCAUAUGUCAACGGCGCUGUCCUCCGGGUCGAUGGCGGCUCCUCGCUCCGCAAGGGCAUCGAGCUUUCGUCGUUCUUCCCGCCACACCCUGCCAUCCCGCCGUACCACUCUGCCCCGUUCCUCGCCGACAAAUACGGCGCAUUCAUCCAGGCAUCCCGACUCUGA